GAGUUUGAAACCAUAAAAAUUAAUAUUAAGAAAGAACUAAAGAAAAAAAAAUGAUCUUUUUGCAUGAGUUCUUUGAGCUUCAUAGCAUCACUGCUACAUGGAAUUUCCUCUCUGCUGCUCAAAGAGAAAGGUGAAACAAAUUGUUAGACAAUUUCCACCGUGUCACUCCAGCACUGCUAAACUCCUUGUCCUCACAGUGACUGCGCUGGGAUAGGAGGUUGCUGUUCGCAGCGCAUCCCCAGCCAUCUGCCCCACACUCCUUGCUAGAAUCUGCAAGUUAACCUCAAGCAUAGCCACUCCCUAACCCUCUUCUAUCUAAACCAUCCACUUCAGUGGAAGGCAAUUUUUUAUUGCUUGCUUGCGUGCUCUCUGUCUCGCUUGCUCAUUUGACAGCUAGAGCAAAUGCGUGCUGUCCCAGCAGAUGGCAAGGGAAAGAGACCUUUGGUGGCUAGAAUAAGAGCAAACUGAGUGAUGGCAACCACUUAACCUGGUUCAGCUGCAGCCCUCAGACCCUUGAAAAUCAGUGCCAGAAUUAGGAAUGUUUUUCAGAUGUUAUGGCUGUCCUCAUUGCCCUGCUAGACCACACUGUGUUUUGUUCCCCAGAACUCACUUCUGGGAAGCAGAUCAUCUUGAAGACCUGUCAGAUCACACACACAAAGCCAUGGCUCUAUGCUGUGGAUUCUUCCCAUCAUCAAGUGCAUUAUAAAACAAGCCAAUUAAAGGUCACAUCUGUUAGUCACAACUUUUGUGGUUUGGCUCUUAUUGAACACCAAACUGUGUGAGAGCAGGACGUGUGUGUGCUCGAGGCUGUCUUGCUAUCAAGCGUGCUGCAGAGAGGAUGUGUGGUGUCAGGGCAGAGUGUCAAAAAACAAAAUUAAGGCUGCAGCUAUUUUUCACAUAUCCGUUCAAUCUGAAUGUUAGUAGCAACAUCUUUGAUGUUGUCAGUUUGCUUGCUUUUCAGUUCUUCAGGAUGAUGCUGUAGACUUGAGCAAGGCCAAAGAAGAGAAAAUUCCUUGCACAUAAAGUGAAGAGCAGUUCAUUCACACCACUUCUUGGCUCCAGUGCUUCAGCAGACAUUUGUAAAUUAUCACUUAUCUGUGGGAAGCAAGGAUCUUUCUUCAGAAACCAAAUUAUUUUCUUUUUGGUCUCACCAAAGCUUAAAGAGAAACUUGAGCUACUGAAGGUCGUUUUCCUCACCUCUCAAUCUAGCAGACAGCUCUUUUCUCAUCAGAUCCCUUCCACUGCAACUCCGUCCCACUCAGACACUGAGGCCUCGCUGCUUCCUAAAGAGUAAACUAAAGUGGCUCCCACCUUCUUCCUGUUGUGGUGGCAGGGAUCUUUUCGUCUCUUUCCUCCAUCUUCUCCCACAAGCGGGAGUCCAGCCAUACAACAGGAUGCUCACACGUUUCUGUCAGAUGGAGCACACCACUGACCAGUUUCCUGAGCGAUACCUGCUGCAGACGGCGACGGCUGAGCAGCUCGCACUGCACGGGGCUGCAGGAGGAACCCCAAAAGAUCGCGGCGAAGAUCGCAGCGCGUCCUGCAGCCCGCGGCGGGCGCGGAGCGGGGAGCGGAGAGGUGCGGAGCAGCAGCACGGGGAGCAGCAACACGGAGCAGCCAGAGAGCAGCCGGAGAAGCCAGAGAGCAGCCGGAGAGCAGCCCGGAGCAGCCUGGAUCAGCGCCCUUCGCUGCCGCCCGCCCCGCAGAGCGGCGGGUUGCAGGCUGAAUCCUUGGAUUUGACGACUUGUUGAUGCCAGUGAGAUUCACACGUGGACCUUCAAGAGGAGAGACUUUCUGACAGCCCUGCUCCACUCCGCCUGACCCUAUGACUGGGGGGUUCACCAUAGCUCCAUCCUUUGCUGUCCAGUUCCACAAGAUGGGUUCGUUCAGAAGGCCACGACCUCGCUUCAUGAGCUCCCCUGUCCUCAGUGACCUGCCACGUUUCCAGGCCGCCCGGCAGGCCCUGCAGCUCAGCUCCAACUCGGCGUGGAACAGCGUUCAAACAGCAGUGAUAAAUGUGUUCAAAGGGGGAGGCUUGCAGAACAAUGAACUUUACACCCUCAAUGAAAAUAUCAGACGGCUGCUGAAGAGUGAACUGGGAUCCUUCAUCACUGAUUACUUUCAGAACCAGCUCCUUGCGAAAGGCUUGCUGUUUAUAGAGGAGAAGGUUAAGCUGUGUGAAGGUGAGGAUCGCAUUGAGAUCCUGUCUGAAAUUUGGGAUCACUUCUUUACAGAGACUCUUCCAACGCUCCAGGCAAUAUUCUACCCUGUCCAGGGUCAGGAAUUGACUAUUCGUCAGAUCGCUCUUCUUGGCUUCCGCGACUUGGUGUUGCUAAAAGUGAAGUUGGAAGAAAUUCUUCCUCUGGUCCAGACGAAGCUCCCAGCUUCCAUUGUCCAGAUGCUGUUAAUUCUGCAGAGUGUCCACGAGCCCACUGGCCCUAGUGAGGGCUACCUCCAGCUGGAAGAACUGGUGAAGCAGGUGGUGUCGCCGUACUUGGGUUUGUGCGAGGACCACAGCUUCUCUGGUGGCACCUGCUUGCUUGUGAGUGAACUGUAAAGGCCCCGCCACUGUCCACACAUGCCUCUUUCUCAAGGCCGUUGGGAUUUUAAAGCUGCUCUCUCUGGUCCAUGCCUGAUGUGCUGCCCUCACCCUCUCUUGCUGGUGAGAGAUUGCACCUGUUCCUUGUCUGACUGCUCUCUGUUCCUGCUUGCUAACCUGCACUGACUGCCUCAACUCCUGCACUCACUGCUGCAUCCACCACCCUUACAGCCAGCUAAAUUUUUGUUUACUUAUCCUGAGAGAUUACACUUGUUUGUUUGUUUUUUUAUUAUUUAUUUAUUAUUUAUUUAUUUCAUGGAGUCUUUCUUCAAUCUGAGGACUCUUUAAAAAGAAAAUCUGUAUUUAAAUUGUGGAUAGAUGGGGCUAGGAGAGAGAACUGGCACUGCACUUCAGAAAGGGCGUGCUUACUGUGGAAAACUUUAGACAUGAUCCAGGAGCUCUGCUCACAAUUAUGCUGAGCAAGAAAGGAUCGACCAGCUAAGGAAUAGUUCUGGCAAUCCUGGUUUGGUAACCAUGAAGAUUUAAAUGGAGCAAGUGAAGAAAGUUCCAGUCCCCCUCCUGUUCUGUGGCACUUUAUAAGCUGCAGCCUUUACUUGGAUACACCCGUGGCAGCCCUAAGUUAGCUGAAGACACGCAGCCUGUCUUGUAUUAUGCCUCAGUAGCACAGGGUGAAGGAUGGUCUUAUGGCAGAAGGACUUUUCAGGACUCGAAUGAUCUGUGUCAGCUCUUGUAGCUGUUGGGCAAAUAAAUAAGGUAUCUUUUAUACAAGUUAACAUGGUUAGAUUCUUCAGCAUUGAGUUGCAGACCUCAUCUGAGGCUAGAUCUAGACCACAAACCCCCAUAAAUGUUGAGCAAAUUUGUUUGGCUGUUUAUGGAUGCCUGCAUGCUGCUGGGAUAGUGUGAGGUGUAGCUGCCUGACUCGUGCUGAAGCUCCUAGCCAUCCUGGGUUCCUGCCAGCUGCACAAAGCACUAGUGUCAUGAAACAAAAAUCCACAAGAACUGGCCUUGUAAAGUUUAUGUGCCUCAAAAUCAUUGUGCUUGCUUUGAUUUUAGCUCUGAUUUAUUUGUGUAUAUUCCCAGGGUGGCCUUUUGCCCUUGCUCCACCCUGUGCUGAGCAGAAGGAAAGAAAAAAACUUGUGCUUGCAUUACAGAGCAUUGACAAAGAGCAGCACCUUUCUGCAGAUAAUCUUGUCGCUUUCAAAGUGCUCCUGUGGUGGUCGUUUCUUUUAGUAACUGCCAUUUCUCAUCAAAUUUCUUUCUCUUUUCUCUUUCUCUCUUUCUGUCACCUUUGUGCUUUCUCAGAACGAGUUUAUUCUCCCGCUGGGCAGUCAGUAGUGAUGGGAAUCCCAUUAGGCUCCUUGCCAUACAGUGGCUCUGUAGCAGCUCUUGUGAAGCCUGCAGUUGGGCCUCAGGUGUGCUUGUGGUCUCACUGGAGUCCAAACUGCCAUCAGGACUGCAGCCUUCAAGAUGCAUGGGUAAUGGGAAAUGUGACUGAAGGAGGUAUCUUGUCGUGGCUGCAAACAGACACAAAGCUUCGGCCUUCAAGGCUGCAGUAUGUUAAACUUGAUAUAAACCAAGAGAGGAGUGCAGCAGGAAUAGGUGUGCAAGGGAGCAGAGCAGCUCGCAGAGGGGAUUCGAGGAAGGCAGCCUCCCUCAGCAAAGUCACAAAUUACAAAGUCAAGAUGGGGCGUGGAGAAGAAUGCUGUAUCCCCAAACCCAACCCAGAUACCAAAGGCAGGCUGCACUCUGCCCACUUUUACCUCUGAGCUCUCUUGUUACCCCUGCAUUGGCAGGAGCAUCAGGGUGCAGUUGAUUCAGUUGUUUUGUGUUCCUUUUGCUCUGCUGUGGUGCUCUCCUGUUACCCACCCUUCUUGCUUCUGCCAUGUAAAUGAGCCACAACCUGCGUUGUAAGGAUGUAUGCCGGGUGGAUCCAGUUGUCUGAGAAACAAUGUUUAAAGUACAAAUGGAGAAGAAGAUAAAACGUUCACCCUAUUUCCCCCACAUAUUAAACAUAAUAUUAUUGCUGAUUUGAGGUUGCCUGCAAAAAUUCCUGAAAAACUGCAUGACAGUUCCCUUUAGAGAGCAUCUUCUGUGGCCGUUGGCAAGGUGCACAGCGGUCCCUGAGAGGUGAGAUGACUUCCUUUCCUCUAGAAGCCCACGGGAACCCGAGAAUUAAUGUUUGAGUUUUCUGCCAGCUCCUUUGCCUUCUGCACCACGAUGUGGUUGUGGCUGAACUUCAGUCCCGGAGCAUAGCUCUGGGCAGUGAGGUUUGGGUACGUUAACCUGAGAUGCUUUUCUCUCCAGAGGACUACUCUGAGGACGAUUUUGAAUGAGAAAGCUCCUAGGACAAGAUCAGAGUGCGUUAUGUCAGCGCUCAGCUGCUUUGUGCUGCUUUUCCUUUCAGACUUUGUCUACCUGGAUGGAGUUCUGUGCCUUACAGCUCUUGUGGUGACUUGGUACGAUGCAUACAUAGCGUUACAGAGGUGAGGCAGUGCCCCACUGCGUAAUGAGAUAAGAGAGAGAUAAAGGACAGGUGGCUCGCAGAAAACAAAGCUGGAAGGUGUCGCACAUUCUGAUGCUUCUCGGCCAUCGGUUCGUAGCUGGAGGUUGUGCAAGAGCUGCAGGCUGUUUGAAAUUUUACAGGGAACUGUGAUUGCUCUAUCAAGCAAUUAAAGGGGGGAAAGUAAAGCAGUAAAUGUAUAUUCAGAGCUUAGCUUAAUUUUUAUCUGGCUCUCAUCAUAAAGGAUUUUACCUUUGUUGCACAAAAAUCACCGGUGAAAGGCAUUGCUUAAUGCCUUUGCUGUUGUGGGGAGAAAAUACCACACGUGGAUGCAUGUUCACCCUGAUUCAUGGGUGGUUUUGCAAGCUCAGCUGCAGUGUGCCUCCUCUGCCCUUGCGGUGUAUCUGGGUUACGGUGGUUACUUCAGCCUCACGGAGCUCAGGGCCUUUGCUUUAUUUUGCACACAGCAGGCAGCACAGCGCGCCUGUUCCCGUGCUGCUAUAGGUUUUGGGGGGAAGAGUGCAAACUGCUGCAGUAGGUGAUGGAGCAAGGGACACUUGUUGACCAUUUUGCCACAGAAGCCAGAGAUGUAGCAGCAGAGGAUGUCAGGACCAAUUUUCCAGUGUACGUGCCCACAGGGUAGCCAGGCUGGGCAGGAGUAAUUAAAUGUUAUUGCUUCCUUCUCUGUGCUCGCUCUCAGUGGACUUUAAUCUCUCAGGUUAUCGGGCUCGGCUGUUUCAGCAGCACUAAAAGUUUACACACAAGCUGGCAUUUUUUUUCUCACGGGAAUAUUUUUAUUUAUUAGGUGAACAUCAGGCCAUGGCCAUGAUUUUUCUUUUCCCUGUGUAUCCCAGCUUUUUGGGGAAGUGCUGCAAGCUGUCUCUGUUUAAAUGAAGCAUGUUUUCCUAUUUAAAUGUGCUGUUUAGGAACAGAGAAGAGCAAAGAUUUUGCCUUUGCCUGCAAAACCUUCAGUGAUGGAGUCCGGAGAAUGGGCAGCUUGGUGCAUGGCUCAGUUCAGCUGAAUCUCCUCAGGCCUCUCUCGCUAGCCAAGAAACCUCUGCGCAGCUGAAGGCAAGGCAGGACAGGCAGAAUGGAAAUGUUCAUUUGUGGAAUGGGGCAUUGUGAUGAACACAACUUUAGGAAGCUACUGGCCUCCCUUUAGCCUCUCAGCCCCAGAGCUGAGCAGGUCUGGGUCUGGCAGUGCCGGUGCUCAAAACCUCGUCUGUUCAUUCUCUGAAGUGCAGCAUGAACCAAACCAUCCUAAUGAGCACGGCUGAGAGCAGCAGGGUGAAGCUUUGUCAUCGCCUGGCUGCUGCCAGUGGUGGGGUUUUGGCUGCUCAGCCAUUCCUCCCUGUAACAAUCCCAAGUUUGUUUUCUGCCUUUCUCACUGAUGCAAGCUUCCAAAACUGUUUCAUAACCUUCCGCGAUGAGUGCUCUGCUUUGAAUUUUGUUACUGUCUCUUACGCUUUGCGGUCUUGGGGGAAGUAUUGUACGUAGUCUGCAAGGCUUCUGACUUCAGGAAACGAGACCCUGUGCUUCAAGGAAGUUGGUGAGAUGCACACGCAGGCUGGGAAUAGCUUUGUCAGCUGCCCUGGGGGCAGGUCACUGGGGUGUUCAACACCACACGGCGAUGCUGCGUGGCGGUGGCAGACAGGAGGUGAGAAGUGAUGCUGUCUGAUUAAACCUGCCAGGGGACCCAAGGCAAAAACCCAGAUGCCAGCUUUUCUUAAAAUUUUCAGUGUCAGAACUGAAACAGCGCUCAUGAAGCGGGGCUGGGGACCAUGCCUGGGGCUCAAGUUUUAAACCAAGAGACUCAUUUGUCCCCCUGAAUGGUCUGUCCCCCCUCCAGGCUGUUGUGCUGUGCACUGUCAGGUGUUUUCAGUGUCUAGCCCCAAAUGCAGGCGUGUUUCAGAAGUGGAUGAAAUAUUCUUUUCCUUGUGUGAUCUUUAAAAAAAUGCAGUGGGAUCUGCAGCAAUUUUUUUUUUUUUUUAAAUUGCAGUGGGGGGCAUUUCCUUACUGCAGGAGAGGCAGCCCUCCUUCCCAACUCCCUGGCAGGAUGCCCUGCAGAGCAUCUGAGCAGUGGCACCAGGAUGGCAAACUCAGCGUGGCUGCAAGCUGAGCGCUCUCCGUUCCCUGCGGCCAGCCCCGCAGCUCAGACAAGGCUUUGCCCGAGCCCUGCUGAUGGUUCCUGC
This is a messenger RNA of Anas platyrhynchos (mallard), 7252 nucleotides long. It is a transcript of the gene PRR5L, whose product is annotated as proline rich 5 like. Gene Ontology annotation, biological process: TORC2 signaling. NCBI's taxonomy places the organism in Eukaryota, Metazoa, Chordata, Aves, Anseriformes, Anatidae. Gene Ontology annotation, cellular component: TORC2 complex. The record is from RefSeq and is a predicted model, not a curated record.